UUGUGGUGCUGUUAUUGUAUUUUUCUGCAUUAUGUUUCUGUAUUAUUCCAAGGCAAUAUAUUCAUUUAGCCCGCAGAAGUGAUUUUUACUGUAAAUAUUUUGGUUAUUGUAGCAAUUGUGCAUUUGUUAGCAUUAAGAGAUAAAGGCAAUAAACACAUCUUUUAUUCUCAAAAUUAUUUAAAAUCUCUAGUGAAUUAAAAUAUUAAAAUCAACACCAUGCUGUAUCAUGUGGCUGAAAAAUGUCAUCAAAUGUAAAUAUUGCUGAUAGUUUGGGAAACUGUGCUGGACUGCAAAGUUACAUUUUGUUUCAUUUUUUUUAACAAAAGGCUUUUCACUUAUUCAGAUACCACAUCUUAAAAUCUGAGCCUGUGCUCAUAAUUUUGACGAUGGUCCAAGUUUUCUGAAUAGUUAAUUUUGCUCUCACCUUUGUCUUAUUGCACCUUGCUAAAGAGUGACAUUUAGAAAGACCCAGGCAAGGAUGAGGUCAUCCCAGAGUUUUAAAUGUAAAACAACUGGACGCAUUCUACUUUAUAAUGCAGCAAUGCAGCUCAAAGCAGUUGAUAUUUGUGAAGCAAUGCUGCUUGACAAGCGUGUUAUUUGAAGUCUAAUGAAUCUCAACAUUGAAAGCUGCAAUUCAUUUACUGCAAAUGUAGUUGUGUAAUAUUGUUACGGUGAGAAGACAGAACUUGUUAAUUUAAGACACCCCCUUAUGAUGAAUUAAAAACAUAGAAUCAUGCAAUCCUUCAUUACUUACAGUGUUGACACAUAUUUUACCUUGCAUAUUGACACCAGUAGUCUGUCAUCUCAUUUUCCUAUGAAAUUUAAGUAACGAUCUCAUGCUAAUUAGCUGUUUGGUUAUUGGUGUUGAUUGAAGCCACUUUGCAUAAUACCCCACAGUUGAAUUUGCAAGGGAAAAUUACUGCACUUGUUUAAAGGUAAAAUUGCGAGGGUGUUAUCUCCCAAAUGACAACUGAUAUCUUCUCUCUAUAAAGUUUCCUCUUUAUUGCAUUAAGGAAAGGGAAAAUUUUCAAGCUACAAAUAGUCUCUUUGUCAGAUACAGAGGAAUCAAACAAACUCAGGUGUCAAGUCUGGUCACAUUAGAAAAGCAACAAAUGCAUUGAACAUUUUCUGGCAUAUGACAAUGAACAGGGGCGUCGUUAGGCCAGCCAGGAUUAUAGCCAAGGAGUUUAGCUCAAACCACGUAAAUGAUGCACGGAGGGAAAUUGUAAGCACAGGUUGUUACAGAAUGUGGCUAUCUGUAGUUGUUAACGAUUGUUACCUGCUUAAAUUUAGGUUUACUUGAUGCAAAUGAAAGGGAAUACUGUAGUGGGCUAUGUUAACACUAAGCUAGCUAGCUAUUUUGUUAUAAACUGUCUCCAGUGAGCAAGAGUGUGAACGAGCGAAUUCGAAAUACAAGAAAUAACUAUCGACAUCUCUCUAUUCUUUGCAUUAAUGUAUCUCUCUUGUAUUUCGAAACAAUAAUAUCAGUCCCUAUAGAAUGUUGUUGUUUAUAAUCAGUUAAUGCUUGUGAAAACUAAAUGUCAUAGUGUCCCUCAUAACGCUAUUGUACCCGUAUAUCAUCCAAUUCAUUGACCAGAUGGAGAAUAUAAGAAGAUUCUUUGGGAUAGGUGGUGAGAAGCAGAAGACUGACAAGAAGAGCCGUUGGACACUGAAUGUCACCAUACUGCGAGCAGAGAAUGUCCUCUCCACAGAUUAUUCAUCGAAAUCAGACUGCUAUGUUACUGUGUGUCUCCCCUCAACAUCUGCAACAGUCUACAAGACAAAAGUUGUGGCAAACGUCAAAGACCCAGAGUGGAAUGAAACUUUUACAUUCAAGUUCAAUGAUGAUCUCAAGGGCACUCUCGAGGUGAACCUGUAUGAUAACAACCCCCUACAGUUUGACAACCUGAUGACCUCCCUAAAGCUUGAUGUCAGCAGUCUGGCUGUGGGAAAGAAGGAAACCAAGGACUUCAUCAUAGACCCUGAGGGUAAACUCUGGAUUGCCUUUGAGCUCCUGGAUAGUGAGAGGAAAUUUGUCAGUCCCUGCGGAGGUUACUCCACAAUGAAAGAAACUAUGUCCUAUUUGACCUUGAAUACCAACAUACUGAGAGCAGAAAAAAUGCCCCGCAAAGAUUUGUUCUCUGAAUCUGACUGCUACGUUAUCCUCUCUCUCCCCACGGCAACGGCAAAUGCCUACCGUACUAAAACUGUGUCGAACAAUACCAACCCAGAGUGGAAUGAAACGUUUACCUUCAGGGUCCCCACCCAUGUGAAAAACAUUUUAGAAAUGAAGCUAUAUGAUGACGACCCUUUGGCACGUGAUCAUCUGUAUGCCGAGCUUCUGUUUGAUGUCGCAAGUCUCACAAUAGGGAAGAAGGAGACCAAGGUCUUCCCUAUAAACCCAGAGACAGAGGGCACACUUCUGAUAGUAUUUGAGCUACUUCACAGUGACGACCCCCCUUGUGAAUAUCCCUCUAAUGGCACCGUGGUGGCUGCCCCGUUCUCUAUACUGGAUAUUAACAUUGACAAUCUACAAAUUGAUGACCAUUUGUGGAACAAGGUUCUGAAACUGAGGGGUGCCCAUCACGAGGAUCACAUACUUAAUACCAAGGAAACCCCAAAACCGCGUUUCUACAUCAACAGAGACUUGGAGACAGAACUAGGAGUGGCACACUGUGGUUAUAUCUAUGGCUCUGCUGCUCCAAUGGAAACUUCUAUUAAUCUCCAGCCACUACCAGCCAAACAUGCAGGCAAAGUGUCGCUUGUUAUUGACCAGGACACAGUGGAUUUAGACAUAGAAACAACUGAAGGUGAGGGUCUUGCAGUUCGUCUGGACUUUGACAUCCCAACUCAAGAGAAAGAGUUUCUGAAGAAGAGGGACGUUGUAGUGGCACAGGCUUUGCAGAAGCUUUUUGGAGCUCCAUCUGAUCCUAAAAAGGUGCCGAAGAUAGCAUUGGUGGCUUCAGGGGGAGGUUCCAGAGCAAUGACAGGCCUGCUUGGUAGUCUAAGAAGCCUGAAGGAAAUCGGAGUCCUGGAUGCUGUCAGUUACAUCACUGGUGUUUCUGGAGCCACAUGGGCUAUGUCUGCUCUGUAUCAGGAAGCUAACUGGUCACAUGAGGACAUGGACAGUGUUAUUUCAGCAGAGAAGAAACAGAUGACGAAGCAUGCCCUGAGUACCAUCACUCCUGAGAAUCUCCAUUACUACAGAAAAGAAGUUGCUGAGAAAGAGCAAGAGGGUUACACUGUGUCACUCAUUGAUAUGUGUGGCCUGAUCAUUGAGCAUGUUGUCUUUGGGAAGAAAGUCACCAAUACCCUGUCUGAGCAGCAGAGAACAGUGAAUGAAGGCCAAAACCCUUUACCCAUAUACACUGCCGUCAAUAUAAAGGAUAGGGUAAAGGGCUGUGAAUCUGAAUCUGAGUGGUGUGAGUUUACCCCCUAUGAGGUAGGCAUCCAGAAGUAUGGGGCAUUUGUCAAAACUGAGGACUUCGGGAGUCAGUUCUUUCUCGGUCAUAUGAUCAAGAAACUCCCAGAAGUCCGCAUCCCUUAUCUGAUCGGAAUAUGGAGCAGUGCUAUUUCUGUCAGCAUGACCCAGCUAUGGACGUUUGCUACGGGGUUCAAGCCUGUUUGGAGCACCUGGCUCGGACCAGAAGUCAACAACAUAGACGAUGACACUGAACCAUCAAAUCAGGACACAUACCUCACAAAUCCAACCACAGGUAUCGCCAGCGAUGUGACUGAUUUCUUCAGAACACGUCCAGUCAUUGCUGAAAUGUACAAUUUCAUGCGCGGACUCUUCAUGCACAAGGACUACAAUCAACAGAGCAACUUUGUUGCCUGGAAAGAAACACAUCCAGAUGCCUUCCCAAACCAACUGACACCCAGUGACCCCACUCUGUGCCUGAUUGAUUCUGGUCAUUCCAUCAAUAUUGCCUGUGUGCCUGUCCUGCGGCCAGAGAGAGAUGUGGAUCUCAUCAUAUCUCUGAGUUACUCGUGGGAGCCAGAGCACAUCUUCAAUGUCCUGUCGAAGACAGCUGCUUACUGUAAAGACCAUGACAUCCCCUUUCCCAAUGCUGACUUUGCCAGUCUGGAAAAGGAGCCUCAAAAGGAGUUCUACAUCUUCGAGGAUAAGGAGAAUCCCAAGGCCCCGAUAGUGGUUCAUUUCCCACUUGUCAAUGUCACGUACAAACACUUCAAACGCCCUGGCGUGAAGCGUGAGACGGAGGAAGACAUAAGAGCUGGGGAGGUGGAUGUAAGCAGCAGCAGCUCUCCAUACAUCACUAAAAACAUGACCUACUCAAAAGAGGAUUAUGAGGCUCUGGUGGAUCUGAGCUCUUAUAACAUAUCAAACAACAAGGAGAGCAUCCUUUCGGCUUUGUGUAAGGCCCAAGAGAGGAGCGCAUCCAAGUGAAAGAAGUAAAGGAUAAGAUUUAUCAAGCUUCUUUUUACAGAAACAGGUUUAUCUAUGUUGCCUCGACAAGUCACUGAUGUUUAUUCCCACACCUCUAUAUUAAAGCUACAGUAAUUAGGACACAGGAUAUUUACUCAACAACAUUAUAAACUACUGUUUUGAAAAUAAACAUCAAUGUCUUACAGUCUUGAUGUGGGACAUAAUAAGCUUCUCCAAAUUAGACCAACUUCGUACUUCCAGUAUAUCAUCUGAGGAGGUAGGAAGUAAGACUAUUUCAAAAUAAAAGCCAAGGCAAUAGAAUGACUGUAUGCAAGAAAGUCUUAUUUACAGUCUUAUGAUGCAAGCGCAUACCUGGGUAACAGAGUGGGCUGAUGGGAGUAUGUUAGCACCAGUAGUUGAUUAAAAUUGGUUUAAUAUUGUGCAGUUAUUCAGUUUUCGAUUAAUGAGUGCAUUGUUUGGUGCAACACAGUUCGUAAUAUAGUUUAAUAUAAGGUAUAAUUGUGUGUGCAGAGUUGUUGCUGUUAGUGCUGGUAGCUGGUAUUUAAUUAUCGACUGUUUCUUCUGUUGCUUGACUAAAUGCAGAGCUUGGACUGGAUAAGGAGACAGAGUGAAAGUGUUUACUUUCUCUCCCCGUAGAUGGCAAUAUGAGUGUAGUGAAAUCAUAGAUUUAGAUACAUGCCUGUGUCUUUGCUAAAUAUUUGGCUUAUACAGAUGGCUUUCAUGCUGUUUAUUUCAUUUGGUAUUGGAUGUUUAUUAGGGGUGUAACGGUUCACAAAAUUCUCGGUUCGGUUCAA
Anarrhichthys ocellatus (wolf-eel) is the source of this 5202-nucleotide messenger RNA. RefSeq names its product phospholipase A2, group IVF, tandem duplicate 1 (gene pla2g4f.1). Gene Ontology annotation, cellular component: cytosol. The transcript is spliced from 25 exons. Gene Ontology annotation, biological process: glycerophospholipid catabolic process. Gene Ontology annotation, molecular function: calcium-dependent phospholipid binding; calcium ion binding. Lineage: Eukaryota; Metazoa; Chordata; Actinopteri; Perciformes; Anarhichadidae. The record is from RefSeq and is a predicted model, not a curated record. Bases 1598 to 4408 code for a protein of 936 amino acids.